This is a messenger RNA of Plasmopara halstedii, 2220 nucleotides long. RefSeq names its product kinesin-like protein. The record is from RefSeq and is a predicted model, not a curated record. Gene Ontology annotation, biological process: microtubule-based movement. Gene Ontology annotation, molecular function: microtubule binding; ATP binding; microtubule motor activity. Lineage: Eukaryota; Oomycota; Peronosporomycetes; Peronosporales; Peronosporaceae. The transcript has 2 exons. The coding region runs from base 1 to 2220 and encodes 739 amino acids.
AUGGCAACAAAGUCGUCUCGAAACGAUGAGUGCGUUCGCGUAAUGGUUCGUAUCCGACCCAUGAGUGGUAAAGAAGUUCAAGAUGGACGCCGAGAAGCCACCACCGCCAAUUUUGAUCGAGCAGAAGUAUCAAUUUUUAAUCCCGUGGCAGCAACUUCUGAGCCGCCAAAGUCUUUUACUUUUGAUGCUGCAUUUGGUGCGAAAUCGACGCAGCAGCAAGUAUACGACACAGCAGCUACAGAGAUCGUUGAGGCAGUCAUGGAAGGAUACAACGGUACUAUCUUUGCGUACGGCCAAACAGGUGCAGGGAAAUCGCAUACAAUGGAAGGAGUUGGAGACCAACCUGGAAUCAUUCCCAACUCGUUUAAACACAUUUUUGACAAGGUAGCAAUCUCGAAAAACAAGCGGAUUUUAGUACGUGCGUCAUAUCUAGAGAUCUACAAUGAAGAGAUUCGCGAUUUGUUAUCAAAAGACCCGAAGAAUGCUUUAGAUCUCAAGGAAAAUGCCGACUCUGGAGUCUUUGUCAAGGGUCUGACCACUCAAGUGGUCAAAGAUGCAGCCGAGAUCGACCAUGUGAUGCAAACGGGCAAGAAAAACCGAAGUGUUGGUGCUACACUGAUGAAUCAGACGUCGUCUCGAUCACACUCGAUCUUUACGAUCGUCGUUGAGUGUUUGAGUGAGGUUUCAUCGGUUCGGGACGGUAAAAAACAUGUGUGCGUAGGCAAACUCAACUUAGUCGAUUUGGCAGGCAGUGAACGUCAAUCCAAGACUGGCGCAACGGGAGAUCGUCUACAAGAAGCUAACAAGAUCAAUCUCUCACUUUCUGCACUUGGAAAUGUCAUUUCAGCUUUAGUAGAUGGUAAAUCAAAACACAUUCCAUAUCGUGACUCAAAGUUGACGCGAUUGCUACAAGAUUCAUUGGGUGGAAAUACGAAAACUGUGAUGAUCGCUAAUUGUGGACCAGCUGACUACAAUUACGAGGAAACGUUGACAACACUUCGAUACGCAAGUCGUGCCAAAAACAUUAAAAACAAGCCGAAAAUUAACGAAGAUCCUAAAGAUGCCAUGAUUCGAGAAUUUCAAGAAGAAAUUGAAGCGUUAAAAGCCAAGUUGCUGGUGAUCGAAAAGCAAACAAAUGAAGGGUUACACUCAACCAUCUCUGCGGCACCAGCAGAAGUUGUUGAAGUGGAAAAGAUUGUCGAGAAAAUUGUUAUUGAAAAGGGAAUUAGUAUUGCAGAAGCCCAAGCAAUUGCAGAAAAAGCUCAACGAGAGAAGGAAGAGAUGCUUCAAAAAAAUCGUGACGACUUGGCAGUAGCGACAAAAGACAAAGCACAAGCUGAAAUGAAUAAGCGCGAGCUAGAGUUACGAUUAGAACGGGAACGUCAGCAAGCUGAAGAAUUGGCAGCGCAACAAAAAGUACUUCUUGAACGACUUGCUGCGACGCAAGCCAAAGUUUUGGUUGGUGGGGAAAUGAUGACAAAGGCUGCACAGCAAGAAGACGAACUUCGACGAACAAAAGUGGAAUUAGAAGAACGAAAGCGUCAAGAGUUGCAACUUGCCCGUGAAUUGGCUGAACAAGAAGAAAGUAAUUUAAUGCGCGAAGAAAAGUAUCAAUCGUUACAAGAAGAAGCCGAAGCCAAAGCGCGAAAACUAAAAAAGGUGUACACUAAAGUCAAAGAGGUGUUAGGGGAUAUCAAAGCAAUGGAAAAGGCUCAUAAUCGCGAAAAGGAAGACCUUUUCGACACCAUUCGACAAUUGACAGCCCAAUUAAAGUUGAAAAAUAUAGUAUUGAACUAUUUUAUGCCCCCCGAAGCAGUGGCAAUGCUUGAAGCGCGGGCUCGCUGGAAUGAAGAAGAGGACGAUUUUACACUUGAUCACUUAGAACUGGCUGGCAAUACGUUACGUUCUCGACAACGACCGCCUUCUGCAAGCAGUGUACGUCGACCCGAGACAUCGUCAGAUAAGAGUCGGAAUGGGAGGAAAAGUAUGGUGACACUAAACAAAGACAGCGACGAUGAACUUGGCCGAGCUGAAGAUCUGGAACUUAAUCGCAACCCUUUCUUCAUGUACGUAUCGGACAGCGAAGGUGACGGCUACGCGCCGGCAGCAUUUCGUACCAAACAAGUCGCAUCUAGCAGUGGUAGCCGACCGAAGACAGCAAGAAAGACUUCAUCCAGGAACUCAUCAAAGCGUUUAGAUGGUGCGUCGAAGAGAAAAUAA